Molecule: messenger RNA, 1002 nt
Organism: Striga asiatica
Lineage: Eukaryota; Viridiplantae; Streptophyta; Magnoliopsida; Lamiales; Orobanchaceae
Source: the annotation of a GenBank genome assembly
AUGUGCACGCUAGACAAACGCGGCAACCUUUUCGUCCUCACCCUCACCGGCAACGACGAGCACCGCCUGAACCCGACCCUGAUCGACUCCAUCCGGGCCGCGCUAGACCGGGUCAGGUCCGAGUCAACGGACGCCGCCGCUCUCAUCACCACCGCCCACGGCAAAUUCUUCUCCAACGGUUACGACCUUCGGUGGGCGCUGUCCGACCCGGAUCCGAUCCGAUCAGAGGCCUUGGCCCGCCCCAAGGCGAUGUCCGCGAAGUUCCGGCUCCUGAUCGCGGACCUCAUCUCCCUCCCGAUGCCGACCAUCGCCGCCGUCACCGGCCACGCCUCCGCCGCCGGGUUCGGCCUGGCCCUGUGCCACGAUUACCUGCUGAUGAGCCGGGACCGAGGGUUUCUGUACAUGAGCGAGCUCGACAUCGGGUACAAAAUCCCCAAUUUCCUGUUCGCCCUAGUGAAGGCCCGGGUCGGCCCGCCCCGGAGUUGGCGGAACGUGGUGCUCAGGGCGGAGAAGAUUACGGCGGAAACGGGGGUGGAUUGGGGGAUCGUGGACUCGGCCCACGAGAGCGCCGGCGAGACCCUCGAGGCGGCGCUGAGGCUGGGAGGGGAUCUGGCGGGUCGGAAUUGGGACGGAAAGGUUUACGCAGAUUGUCGGAGGACGGUGCUCGCCGACCUGGUGGCGGCGCUCGGGUCGGACGAGACGGUGGGGGAUGGCGGCGAGGGGACGACGGCGGUCUCGAGAUUGGUGAUUGUUGAUGAGAAAGUUGAUUCUACUAAGAAAAAUGACACUUCGGUUUUGUCGGGCGAUCAGCCUAAAGUGGUGGUGAAGGAGGUUGAGGAAGAUUUGGGGUGGGAUGAAAUUGAGGACAUUGGAAGUGGUGAUGAGAAAGAACCCAGCAGAACCGAGCUGAAGAAACGGUUGAGUGCUGGUGAAGAUGAUGAGAAUUUGAGUUGGGAUAUUGAGGAUGAUGAUGUUGAUGAGCCGUGUAAGCUUCACUUUUGA